Molecule: messenger RNA, 4202 nt
Organism: Sinocyclocheilus anshuiensis
Lineage: Eukaryota; Metazoa; Chordata; Actinopteri; Cypriniformes; Cyprinidae
Product: formin-like
Exons: 18
Coding region: 1-4026 (1341 amino acids)
Biological process (GO): actin nucleation; cortical actin cytoskeleton organization
Cellular component (GO): cytoplasm; actin filament; cytoskeleton
Molecular function (GO): microtubule binding; actin filament binding
Source: RefSeq, a predicted model, not a curated record
AUGGAGAGUAAGCCUAUCAAUUCAUUUUUGGACAAAUUAACAAACCUUUUUGCUCACCAUGAAAAGCAAGAACUCCAAACACUGACUGAGGAAAGUCAAGAUGUGACUUCUUUUCAUUAUUUGACUGAGAAAGGAGAGGUUAAUGAUAAAAAAAAUAGUGUUCAAAGGCAGGAUGGUUUCGAUGAUCAAGUGGAUGCUUUUGAUAUAAUUGUUAAGACUUCACAAACAAAUGCUGAGGAAGACAGAACAAAGGACCAUGUCAACAGAUCAGAGCAUCAGAAUGUUAAUGAAAUUGAUUUUUCUUCAGAAAAGGAGGAAGUGGAUUUGCACCUGAAUGUUGACCACCAAAGAGAUAAGUACAAUAAAACAUCAGCAGCAUGCCAGACUGACCAGGAUGUAACAGAUGGUCAAGCUGACACACCGUCUAAAUCACUUAGCGAGGUCUCAGCCUGUGACAGUGCUAAAAGACUGGACAAACAACUUGAUAACCCAGCACUCUGUACAGUGGAUAUUACUGUUUUCAGAGAAGAAUCUUCAGACAAUGAGCAACAGUUUGUAUCAAAAAGCAAUGAUAAGGAUAUGAGCAAAAACAGACUCAAGCAGGGCAUAUCUAGAAAUGAGACCAUUGUUAUGGAAUCUGGUAUAAGCAAUGAGAAGCUGUUUGGUGUUGUGCUGCAGAAUGAGAAAGAAGAAGACCACACUGAGGAAACCAGCAGCAGCAGCAAAGAAACAAUGACGAUUGUCAGAGAGAACACUGAGGAAGAACCAUUGAAAGACAGAGUCUGUCAGGAUGUCCUCACAGACAUUCAAAUGCAAAUUCAGCAGGAAGUAUCUGCUGCUGAGAGCAAAAUAGAGCCUGAUGGAAAUCUUCAAAACUCUGCAGAUGUUCCAAAGGUAACCAAAGCUGGUGUAAAUGAGCACACUCUGACUAACCACAACCAGGCAUCCACAAACAUGGACUUUCAGACCACUUUAACAUAUUGUGAAGUUGAAGAUCUUUCUGCAGAAUCAUCUGUUGAUAUUGAAAAGAUCCAAACGAGAGAUGAGACUGCAGUUGGUCAAGCUACAUGCAAUGGAAGCAGCACAGAAUCAGACAGCAAUUUUGUGGAGGUCCAUCCACCUACCACAAGCCAGAAGAACCAAAUGAAACAUUCUGAGACUGGAGGAGAGAUUUCAGAAGGUUCUGACCUCUGUGACACUGAAGAACACAGUUCAUCUGACCUAAAUAAAAAGAAUAAUUUGGAGCCUGAACUGUUAUCUUCAGACAUCCAGCUGGAGGAACAGGUGGUAAAAGGAGAAAUUAAUAAAGAGAACGAAGAAGAAAUAAUACAAGAAGAGACCAUGUUAGAUACAGAUUCAUCUUCCACUGAGAAGACCACAACAGGCCAAACCCCUAAAUCUGUAAAAGAAAACCCGCUCCAACUGUCGUCCCUCUUCACCGGGCUGCUCAGCCCCAAGAAAGAAGCCCUUGAGGAAAAAGACACUCCAGAGCAACCCCAAAGCCCUGCCAAAAGAGGACUUUUUACCGAUCAGUCUAACAAGAAAGAAGUCAAGGGAGACUUCGUAGAACAGCUUACCCAAUUCCUCAGCAAGGGGGAAGGAAAGAGAAAGCAAGAGAGCAUGACAAGCCCCCCACUGUCUCCAAUCAGUCAGGAUCCUGCAGAAAAUCCAGAGAAAACUGUAGAGGAGCCAGCCAAUACCCAGUCUGAGGAAACAAACAAAUCUACAAAUGCGGAGACGGCCCUAGGUGCAUUGAAGUCUUUCUUCACAGUUAAAUCUGCCAAGAAAGACACUUCAAAUCGCAUGGACCUGGACACUGUAAAGAGGAAGAUCAACAAGGACAAAGACGUCCUCAAAGCCUUCUUUGAUAGGAGGAGCUCAAGCAAGUCUCCAGACAACAAAGAAACUACUGAUUCCAAAGCUGAGGUGAGUGAGGAGCACACCCCAAAGCGACUUCAGACUGUUUGGCCUCCACCGAAACCCAAAUACGAAGAGGAAAAGAUUGGUCUAAAAUACACUGAAGCUGAGCAUCAGGCAGCGCUUCUGCAGCUAAAAAGAGAAUGUAAUGAAGGGGUGGAGAAGUUACAGGCCGACUUCAAACUUGAGCUCUUCCGGUUACAAAAGAAGAACGAAGAGGAUCUGUCCAGACUAGGAUCAACCAUUGCCAGCUUACAAAGAGAGAGAGACAAAGAGAGAGGCAGAGAUCACAGAGAUGUUGCUGUGUCCACUGACGACAACAUCAAGCCACGGGCCUUCUGCUCUGUGUGUAUUCAGACAGAAAGAGAGACCAAGGAAGAUGCCAAGGAAGCCCAGAGCAGGAGUUUUGACCCCCUGCCUAAAAAUGUUGACCUCAACUCAACAAAAAUCUUUACUGGCAAACAAAAGACAGUUCCUCCUUCAGCUCCUCCACCUGUAUCGCUUCAGUUACAGAUGGAUAGCAACAAUACUCCACCUCCUCCUCCUCCUCUUCCUCCUCCUCCUCCUCCUCCUCCUCCUCUUCCAACAAGCCCUUGUACUCCUAAUGUACCUCCACUUCCUGCUCAGCCACUAGAUAGGCCAGGAAGUGUGCCUCCUCCACCACCUCCACCAAUGACAGGAUGUGGUCUGCCACCACCCGUCCUCCACUCUGUCCCCCCUCCCCCUCCUCCUGGAGUUGGUAUCUUCCCCAGUAAAGCAGCAGACAAUCCUCCUCGCAAGCCGUCAAUGGAGCCAGUAUGUCCAAUGAAACCACUGUACUGGACACGAAUACAGAUUCAAGAUCACAGGAACAAUAUGCUAUGGAGUUCCCUGGAAGAGCCAGAGAUAAUAAACACCAAUGAGUUUGCGGAACUGUUUGCUAAAGCCACAUCGCCCACCAAAAGAAAGCCCCUAUCCGAAGCCUAUGAGAAGAAAACCAAAGCCAGGAAGGUCAUUAAAUUACUGGAUGGCAAGCGCUCUCAGGCCGUGGGCAUCCUAAUCUCAAGUCUCCAUCUGGAGAUGAAGGACAUCCAGCAAGCUGUUUUGACUCUGGACAAUUCUGUGGUUGACAUGGAUGCUAUUGAAGCCCUGUAUGAAAAUAGAGCUCAGCCUGAGGAGUUAGAGAAGAUUAAGAAACACUAUGAAACCUCAGACGAGGAGCAGGUCAAACUACUGGACAAGCCUGAACAGUUCCUGUAUGAACUCUCCCAGAUCCCUGAGUUCUCCAGUCGAGUUCACUGUUUAAUUUUUCAGUCGAAGUUCACUGACGCUGUAGCCUCCAUACAGCGCAAGACUGAGAUUAUUCUCCAGGUCUGCAAGUAUCUGUUGGAGAAAGACAGUAUGAGGGAGGUGAUGGGACUGGUGCUUGCUCUGGGAAACUACAUGAAUGGAGGCAGCAGAGCUCGAGGACAGGCCGACGGCUUCGGGCUUGAGAUACUUCCCAAGCUUAAAGACGUCAAGAGCAGGGAAAACCACAUGAGUUUCUUGGACUACAUUGUUUCCUACUGUCUGCAUCACCUUGAUAAGAAUGCUGGGACAGAAAAGAGCAUCUUUCCUUUGCCCGAACCUCAAGAUGUUUUCCUUUCCUCUCAAGUGAUGUUUGAUGACCUCUCAAAGGACCCGAGGAAGCUGAACAGAGACCUGACAGUUUGUGAAAAGGAUGUCCUAACUGUGUGUACCAACUCAUCUCAUGAGCACAUACAUCCCUUCAAGGAGAAAAUGGAAUUUUUCAGUGCCAAUGCACAAACAGAGCUAAUUACUGUGGAACUUCAAGUGAUAUCGGCACGUAAAAGCUUCUCUGACCUAGUGGAGUACUUUGGACUGAAGCCACGUUCCGGAGAGCAAGAGAUUGUGCCUGGCCAUGUUUUCACACUUUGGUUUGAAUUCUGCAAUGAUUUCAAGAUCAGAUGGAAGAGAGAGAACAAGGUCAUAUCCAAACAGAGAAUCAAAGAGGCCCAACAUUCAGUGCGCAACAUGACAGCAGAGAAGAAGACUGAGACCAGACAGGCACAUGCGAAUGGACUGAAAGAGAGAUUGCGUCUUAAAGAAGCAAGUCUGACCACCAGCUAACCCCCUCUGCCAUUUCCAAAGAGGACCAGAUACGUUUAUAUUUAAGACCCAGGCACUUGCAUUAUUGGCAGGGUCAGAAUGAAGUGCACCUGCUUGUGUGGCACUUUUCCACCAGAUUGCAAGUUAGAGGAUGACAGUCUUUCAGUGUAGUGGAUCCUGUGUAUAAACCAACAACA